AUUUACCAUAAAAAAACCGCAAAUUCACCCCGAAAGCCAAUGAGAGAGUGGUGAAUCAUGAACAAAUGUCAUGUGGCUGUCAGUGUCAGUGUCAUAUAAACGAUAACUGACCAAAAGUCAACCUGUCUAGACGUGUAAUAUCUAUAGGUAUUCCUUUUGCACAUGCCCCCUUUUUUUUAGAACAAAAACGGCGACGAGGCGCAACGAAAACCGGCGAUGACUGUGACAUGUGGUGUAUGUAACUCCAUCUGUCGGUUACAACAAAAGCCACAGAGUAGGUAUAAUAAUUGUGUGAAUCACAUUUAAGUAUAACUAUAACUUGCGGAAUUAUAAGUUUCUACAGUUUUAUGUGAAAAAUUACGAUUGUGACAUCACUUGAAAAUUAUAUGGAGCAUUGGCGCGCGGCAGAGCGCAUUUUUACUGGUGCGCAGAUGUGUCACCAUUAAUAAUACAAUGACUCUAUAGAGCCUAUAUAGAGAUUGUAUAGAGUAGAGAGAAAGCAAAUAUAAAACUCAAAACGUGUAAAAAGAGUUCCAUGAUGAUGAUAUACAAACGAUCCGAUUCUGAUUCCAUUGAAUCGUGCGCCGCUUUGUCAUUUUCAUUUAUUUCUCUAUCUACACUAUUCGCCAGCAGGGCCAGACCUUGGUCAACAAUCUCUGAUGUACUGUAUCUGACAGAGCCAUAUUCAGAAACUCGCACACAUUUUCAAUUCAAACGAAAACCCUCUCCCCUGUCAGAUAUUUUUUUCGUUUUACUUUUCUGAUUCGUUCGUUUUGUGCUUGCUAGCCUGAUUGCUUGUGUUUUUGCUGCUGGUCGGUUUGGUCGACUACAACUGGAAGAGCCCCAGUCAAGUCAGUCUAUCGCAUUUCGUUGAGUCGAAAAGACGUCCUCUAUAUUCGAGUUACAGAAACGCGCAAAAUACAUACAAUAAAGUCAGUUUGAAAGGUGUAUAUCUCUCUCUCCUUGGCUUCGCAGUUGUCAUCAUUAUAAACGAUUCGUGGAAAAAUAUUUUAACGAAAUUCAUUUUUAAACGGAACUGAUCGUGAGCGGUGGAAAUUUCUGAGAAUUAAGAUUGUCAAAAGAAAUGACUCAAGGUUCUCAACAUUGGACACAAGAAACAAUUCUUCCAAAUUUUCAAAUUACCGAGUUAAAGAAGUCAUUACUGACUUAUAGUAAUUAUAUAAAUGGGGCACCGUCUUAGUAAAACGACGCUAGCCGAUGGUUCAAACAUUACGGCAGAUAAUAAUGAGAAAAAAUUAAAACGUUCUUCAUUGAAAAAUACUACAAAUGCGAAUAAAUCCAUCUCUAAAAGAGAGUCAUCAUCUAAUAAUACCUCAUCAUUGAAUCUCGAGCCAUCAACAUCAUCUACAGCGGGUCCUACAAUAAAUGUCAUCACUGAUUCACAGACAUUUUGUUUUGAAACUCGCAGUGAUUCAAGUUCCUCGUCAAACGGUCCAAGACAAAUUAUUAUAAAAAUACAACUAGCCAAAAUGGAAGCGGGUGAAAAUGAUUUAACAUCAUCCAGCACAUCAUCCUUAACACCAACAACACUAACACUAGAUGGCAGCACUACAGAAAGUAAUAAUAAUUUGAAUGUUGAACGUUCAAAUAUGACAGUUAAUGCAAUUAGUUUUCAAAGAAAUAUUGCUUGUGAUCAAGGAAAUGAGGUUAAAUUGAAUAAUCUAAAUGGCGGCUCCACAAUGAUGCUAAGAAACAACAAUAGCAACAAUAACAAUAAUAAUACUUUUGUGAGUAAUUUUACGGCUGUGCCGUUCAUUGAAGAUAACAGUGAUGAAUUCAGAAAUGGAACAAAUGUACAGAAUUUAAACAUAAUGGUGCGACAAGUAGGAAACUGUCAAAUUAUUAAUAACAUAAAUGACAGUCGGCAAGGUAGUAGUAGUAAUAAUAAUAAUGAAAGCAAGAGUAAUCGGAGUAGUACGAGUAGCAGUGAAUUCAGUGAUGCCAUGGCAGAUUUAGUUGGAGAAGAAUUUUCAGCGACAGCAACUGAAGCUACCACUUCAACGUCGUGUGGCGAAGAUUGCAAACACCAUUGUUGCCGACGAAAAAAAUCACCAUCACCCUCCGCCUAUCCUUCCAAAUGGAUCUACUGCAAAGGCACAUGUGUGGACGCGCUAAAAAAGUUUCGCCCGAGUUGCAGCAAAAAACAAAAUCAACUUCCAACAAGUACAUCUAGCCAGAGAUCUGGUGAUAUGCAACCGCUGGCGGCUGUAUUACCCAACUCAACUGAGUUGCCUCGUACAUCAAGCAAUCAUUUGGCUCUAUGGUCACCUGGCAAUGAUGUUAUCAUUCCACUGGCAUCACCGCAAAUUGUUGUCGUUCAAUAUCCAACGGCUUCCCAAGUUGUAGCCUUAGCACCUAUUGCUAAUUUGGACCAACACGCAAUUAGACUGAUGACCGGCGAUCUAGCUAUACCAACAACGCCCGAAUCAACAAGUUCAAUGUCAGUCUCGCCUUGUUCGACAGCAUCUUCAGCGGCGACAGUCCCAAAUGGCACAAUUGUCCACUCACAAGUUGAUUACAUGCAUUGGCUAGUGCCAGAUCUGGAAAAAAUCACCAAAUCUACAUACUAUUGGGGUAAAAUGGAUCGCUACGAGGCUGAAAGACUGUUGGAAGGAAAACCAGAAGGAACAUUUUUACUGAGAGACUCAGCACAAGAGGAAUACUUAUUCUCAGUGACGUUUCGAAAAUAUGGACGUUCAUUGCAUGCGCGAAUCGAACAGUUCAAUCAUGAAUUUAGUUUCGAUUGUCAUGAUCCUGGUGUUUAUACAGCCCCAACUGUCACUGGUCUCUUGGAGCACUACAAAGACCCAACAAUUGUAAUGUUCUUUGAACCAAUGCUAACCUUUCCCCUGCAUCGAAAUAAAACAUUCUCACUUCAGCAAUUAUGUCGUGCAACAAUUGUCAGCCAAACAACAUAUGACGGUAUUUCCGAACUCGAAAUUCCUAUCCGACUAAAGUCAUACCUCAAAGAAUACCACUACAAGCAACGCGUGCGCGUUAAGCCUUUCGAUGAAUCCUUUUAUAAUUGUGCCUAGUUAAAAUGGCCGCUAAAGCAAAAUGGGUUGAUUGCAACGCCAACGCAACCUAAUAGAAACAAAGAAAAUACAGCAAAUACCCUUAACAGCAUAUCAAAAUCCAAAAAAACUGCCCCCCGUUUGACAAACGCACUGCGAAACAUGGCCGCCGAUCUGUUUGUGUGCCAUUGCAGUUCGCAGACUUAAAUCUAAGAAUAAAAAAUAGAUCCCCAGUGAUGAAAGUAUUUAUUAAAUUCCAUAAACAAAAAAAAAAAUGCUAUAACAUAACCUUUAAAAGAUUAUAAGAAGAAAAAGAAAACUAGUAGUUUUGUUACUUAUUUAUUUGAAUAAACAUAAAAAACAAAAAUAUUAAACCAAAUCAAACAAACCGCCGUUUUUUCGAAUUAGCGUAGUUUGUAUGCUAGUGAAGAAAAAUGGCGGUUUAGGUCAAAUUAACAAGACAAAAUAACUGUAUUAUAUUUAUAAUUAGUAAUUAAUCCAGGUAAGAUAAAAAUGAGAAUAAAACAAACAAACAAAA
This is a messenger RNA of Episyrphus balteatus (marmalade hoverfly), 3573 nucleotides long. RefSeq names its product serine-rich adhesin for platelets (gene Socs36E). Bases 1185 to 3056 code for a protein of 623 amino acids. Gene Ontology annotation, molecular function: 1-phosphatidylinositol-3-kinase regulator activity. Gene Ontology annotation, biological process: phosphatidylinositol phosphate biosynthetic process; intracellular signal transduction. Gene Ontology annotation, cellular component: phosphatidylinositol 3-kinase complex. The transcript is spliced from 3 exons. The record is from RefSeq and is a predicted model, not a curated record. Lineage: Eukaryota; Metazoa; Arthropoda; Insecta; Diptera; Syrphidae.